CUCAAAACCUUCCAUCCCAAACGCUUCACAUGGAACGAGGGAGGGAGCGGAGAAAGAGCUAUGCAAAAAACCAGGACUGAACCAGGACUAAACCAGGACUAAACCAGGAAAGAACCAGGACUGAACCAGGACUAAACCAGAACUGAACCAGGACUGAACCAGGACCAGGACUAAACCCGAACUGAGGACUAAACCGGCACCGGAGACGAGGACGAGCGGAGCCAAAACAAAUCACUGGACACAAAGGAAGGAGACGAGGAAAGGAGACGAGGAGACAAGGAAACGAGGAAACAAGGAGAGAGGAGACGAGGAGAGAGGAUGCUGAGGAGGAAGAGGAGUGUGUCUUUCGGAGGAUUUGGAUGGAUCGACAAGUCCACAGUGAGCGCCCUGAGAGCCCGGAAACAGGAGUCCAAUGUGUCUUUAUCCAACUGUCCCCCGUCUCCCCCCAGAACUGCCCCACCCACCAUCAAGACGGCUAAUUUCUUUGGCUCAAUGGAAAAACUGCAGGACGACUAUAUCCCCUACCCGAGCAUCCAGGAGGUGCUGCAGAGGGGGGCGCCGUUCCCCCAGGUGGUGCGUCCUCAGUUCGGGGGGUACUGGAUCGAGGAGAGCGCAGAGGAAGCGGCCCAAGGGGAUUGUGGGAUUGAAGAAGCAGGACAGGAGGUGGCGCGGGCCUACAGGAAGUACUUCGUAGGACGGGAGCACCUGAACUUCUGCAGUCCCUUUGGCGCCGCGGGGCCCCUCCUGCUGUCUGUGAGACACGAGGCCGGUGACCAGGAGUUUUUACACGUCAUCAUCAGGUCUAAAGAGAAAAGCAUUUACCAUCGCCUGUCUCUGAGCGAAGUCCCAGAAAUCCCUAGUGUCCCUGAACUGGCCCAGCUGCUGAACCCAGAAGCCGGGACUCAGCGCUUCUACCCCGUCCUCUUCCCAAAGGCGUCUGAACUCAUCGUGAACUUCGACGAACAUGAAGUCAACAGCACCUUUAAGUUUGGAGUGAUUCUGCAGAGGUUCGGACAGGUGACCGAGGAGGAGCUGUUCAGUAACACAGAGGAGACCGAGGCCUUCAAAGAGUUUCUGUCUCUGAUCGGACACACAGUGGAGCUGCAGGACUUCAGCGGGUUCCGGGGCGGUCUGGAUGUGGUCCACGGUCAGACCGGGUCUGAGUCGGUCUACACGGUGCACAGGGAUCAGGAGGUGAUGUUCCACGUCUGCACUAAACUGCCCUACAGCCCCGGAGAUCCCCAACAGCUGCAGAGGAAGAGACACAUCGGGAACGACAUCGUGGCCGUGGUUUUCCAAGAGGAGCCGACGCCGUUUUCCCCGGACGUCAUCGCCUCCAACUUCCUCCACGCGUAUGUGCUGGUGCAGCCACAAGAGGGCGACGUCUACAAGGUGUCAGUCACGGCUCGAGAGGACGUCCCUCCCUUUGGCCCCUCGCUGCCCCGCCCCCCGUUCUUCCACAAGGGGUCAGAGUUCAGGGAGUUUCUUUUGACCAAACUGAUAAACGCAGAGAGAGCCUGCUACAAGAGCCAACGCUUCGCCCGCCUAGAGGAGCGGACUCGUGCGGCGCUGCUGGACUCUCUCCUGGACGAGCUGCAGACCCGCUCCCAGUGCAUGCUGGGAGUGGGGCCCCAGUGCCUGAUGGGAGUGUCGGAGGAGGAGGAGGGGCGGAGUGAGAACGGACACACCCACGGACACGCCCACGGGGGCCUGCUGGAGUCACUGAAGAGGGCGAUGAGGGGUCGCAGCGUCUCCAUGGAAACGAUGUCGAGAGGCCGAUCGGAGAUGCCGUCCAGUCUGAGCGUCUCCAACGAGCUGAGUUCUAGUUCUCCUAUGAAGCGACGUUCUGGAUUAUUCCCUCGUCUUCUCAGUGUGGACAGUCAAACAGACAGACAUCGGAGUCUUCUGAGUGAACAGAGGAGCCUGGACCACCACACGCUGGAGGAGACGACAGAGCAGGCAGCCAAUCAGAGGUCUCCAGAGGCGGGGUUUAGGAACAGGAAGAAGGAAAGAAUCUCCUCCUCCAGCUCCUGCAGCUUCAACAGCCACUCUGAAGACCAGAGUUCUCUCGUGGUGGACGGCGGGAGUCCAGUCAUCUGCCGAAGUCCCACAGAGAAUAAAAACUCUCCCAGAUCCAAUCUAAAGUUCCGGUUUGAGCGCCUGUCCCACUCGGCAGCGGGACACUGAGGACUCGGCUCUAGGACCACAGGCCAGAGGAGGACCGAGACGUCGUGCCUUUGAGCAAAACACAUCUGCCAUUUACUCAUAGACUGUCUAUAGAAAUGGAUUGUGGGAGUGUGACGUCGCCCACAGCGUUCAGCUCCAGCCAAAUGAAGCUCAUCGAGGCCUGCAGAAUUCCGAGCACGAGUAUCAUAGCAACCAAAGAGCCAAUCCGGAGCAAUGCUGUGUCUGCACUGAUGGUGUGGCAGAGGUCGACGCGAGCGGGAGCGACCUCUGUUUUGUCCAGGGUGACCAAACGUUCCUAUUUACCCGGUACAGUCCCAGUUUUGAGCCUGUGUCCCCUGUCCCAGCAGAUUUAUCCAAAAGGAUUGAUUUGUCCCUAUUUUUGACCAAUCUGAUCCGUGCCAACAGUAAAGAGAGACAUACAUUAUCAUUUGUGCCUCUCUUUACUGCCUGCCAUUUAUGCCUCUAUCAUCAAUUUAAUUACAUAUUAAAUUAAUCAUCAAGUAAAAUACAGAAAAGCUGAUCAAAAAUGACAAAAACACAAUGAAAAUGUGACUAUAAUGACUCACAUUAGUCAUGAACGGGCCGAGUGCAGAACAGUUUUCCUAACACUCGUUUCACUAUUUUAUUAUCACCAACCACCCCAAUCGAGUGAUGUCCCAGUUUUUUAUUUAGAAAAUUUGUUCGCUCUAGAUUUGUCUAUUAUUAUUAAUUACUAAAUUAGGACUGAACCAGGACUGAACCACUAAAGGCUUUUUCAGGCCGACAGAGAACUGUGCCGGUUCCGGUUCUCGCAUCUAAUCGUGAACUGGCUCACGUGUUCACGUCGGAAAUGAAAGUGUUCUGGAACCGAAAAGUUGGUUCCCUUUGGAAACUAAGUAAAAGUGUUUUUUUUCUAACCAAACCGUGACGACACAGAAGACGUCAGCACGUUCAUCCAGGUCACACACGGUAAAAUAAACAAAGAGCAAUUGAAACUAUCACGUAUGAAAUGAAAAGUUUUAAGUCUACAGAAAGGAUUUCGUACCGUUUGUCUUGCAUGUAUCAGUGUUCUCCUGAUAAGAUUACAUCUUUGUAUUGGUCGUCGCUGUCGUCUUCUCCACAGCAGAUCGAUGUUGUGUCAGAGCUCGGCACAUAAAUAAUGACUUGUAUAAGUACAAAUUCUCGCUGGUGUUGAUGAUGUGACCCAUGAUUAUUAUUUUCCUCUCUGUGACGUCUGUUUUCAUAAGGCCUUAUUUUUAUUUGGUGGUAAAUCCACACUCUCUGUCGAUGAUGUGUCAUGGGUUCACGUAAAUACUUUGACUCACUGGUGAGAACUUUAGUUCCCAGUGGAACUGGUGUGGGAACCGACACCGGCACCUGUUCUGACCGACCUGAAAACAGCUUCAGUGAAUUGGAGCCAGAUUCGUUCACUUCCUGUUUGGAGCGUAUGUCCAUUUAAAUAUUCAGUCUAUGCAUUUCCCCAGACUCACAUCUGGUCCACUUCUCUGACAGGUUUGACCCAAAGGCACUGAAGGACGAGUCAAAUGCAGAAUAAACUAUUUUCCUAAGGGCGAUUAUGAAAAUAAAUAUAUGCAAUUGUUUUCUGUUUUUUUUCUGUUAACAGCUUUAUACGUGAGACUUAAACUAAGACCAGGACCAAAACACGACUAAACUAGGGUGACCAGACGUCCUGACAGAGUGUUCUAGUUUUUGAUUUUGAAAAUUCUGGUCACCCUAGACUAAACCCAGUACUAAAUCAGGUCUAAACUGGGGCUAAAACAAGACUAAACCAGGUCUAAACCAGGUCUGAACCCAGUAUAAACCAGGUUCUGUCCUGUCCAACGGUCGGUGAUCAGCUCGGGUGUUUAGAUGUACAGCCGACCCUCUCUCAGUAAAAGACCGUGGUUUGGAGCCGACUUCAUUCUGUGUUUGCACUGAUUAAAAGCCUUAAAAGAAUAAUUUAAAUAAAAUCAAUAAUUGUAAUUAAUCAGUGGCUCAGCUGAUGUACCCGAGUAAUGAACAGUUCCUCUGACGGUUUUACACUGGACCUUUUAUGCACUUUUCUGUCCAAUGUGUCGAUGUGAAUAAUGUAAACACGAUAUCCUGUCCCCU
Messenger RNA from Boleophthalmus pectinirostris (great blue-spotted mudskipper), 4278 nucleotides. Its product is annotated as rap1 GTPase-activating protein 2-like. Gene Ontology annotation, cellular component: cytoplasm; plasma membrane. The record is from RefSeq and is a predicted model, not a curated record. Bases 319 to 2187 code for a protein of 622 amino acids. The transcript is spliced from 23 exons. Lineage: Eukaryota; Metazoa; Chordata; Actinopteri; Gobiiformes; Gobiidae. Gene Ontology annotation, molecular function: GTPase activator activity. Gene Ontology annotation, biological process: activation of GTPase activity; regulation of small GTPase mediated signal transduction.